This is a messenger RNA of Aspergillus pseudonomiae, 1048 nucleotides long. RefSeq names its product GNAT family N-acetyltransferase. The record is from RefSeq and is a predicted model, not a curated record. The transcript has a single exon. The coding region runs from base 30 to 716 and encodes 228 amino acids. Lineage: Eukaryota; Fungi; Ascomycota; Eurotiomycetes; Eurotiales; Aspergillaceae. Gene Ontology annotation, molecular function: acyltransferase activity, transferring groups other than amino-acyl groups.
UUUCCAUCCCAUUUAUAACACCCUUUAUUAUGGAAACUACUGUGCCAGAUAUCCAUGACCUACCAUUCACAGACGCUGCAAGGGGUCUCAAGUACCGCCUCGCAACCUCCGAUGACCAAGCGCCCAUGCGGACGAUAGAUAGUUCCUUCGAGACAAAUCGAGUUUUUGAAAUUGAAUCCAAAACAUCCAACUUUGGCUCCAGGGGCGAAGGAUUUGGACUAGACAUAAAGGCGGUCCAGUUGGACAGUCCCUUGCACAAAUCUUUUCCAGAGGAUGGCGACUCGGACGCGGAGGAUGAGUCACCGGAUUGCUUUACGGUGGUAGUCGAGGAUAUCAAUGCGCUAUCUGCAAAGGAUGCGCCGACACCAGAUCCUGAUUCCACCGACCAUCAUAACAAGAUUGUCGCAUUCAUAUCCGCCAAGCUCUCCAGCUGGAACAAUCGGUUGAUCAUCACUGAUAUUGAAAUCGAUCCGCUGUACCGACGGCAAGGAAUAGGACGGAAUCUCGUCCGCUGUGCGGAGAGGCUUGGCUCUGCUAGGUGGCCAAUUCGCCAUAUGUGGCUAGAAGUGUCGAAUGUCAACUAUCCCGCUAUCCAGAGCUAUCUCAGUAUGGGGUUCAGGUUGGCUGGAUUGGACGUUUCGCUAUAUGUUGGUACCCCGUCAGAGGGAGAAUUUGGGAUUUUCAUGUGGAAGGAAGUAAUUGUACCUCAGAAUUAGCGGAUAGAGGAUCGUGUAGUGGGGGGUUGAGAGCAUAUUCUAUGAAAAGUAGGGUCACCUGGAAGGUAGUGAGUGGCACCCUUUGGUGUACAGGGAUCGUGAAGCAAAGGAGAUGAUCUAGCAGGACCUUGAGAUUCUUAGCAUUGAUAGAUUACCAACAAUCUUAAUGCCAUUGGACUGAAACGAGCUGCCGCUGCAGGGAUAGAGCAAUAAUAGACUGCUACAAUGGAUGAGAUCACCCCAUUGGUGUCAAAAAUUACGGGAUACAUGCAGGUUCGAUAUCUCCUGAAUUCAGGUUGACACAAUAUUGACUCGAGGUCACAUGUUGUUCG